Messenger RNA from Aspergillus steynii IBT 23096, 414 nucleotides. RefSeq lists its product as uncharacterized. The coding region runs from base 1 to 414 and encodes 137 amino acids. The record is from RefSeq and is a predicted model, not a curated record. NCBI's taxonomy places the organism in Eukaryota, Fungi, Ascomycota, Eurotiomycetes, Eurotiales, Aspergillaceae. The transcript is spliced from 2 exons. Gene Ontology annotation, molecular function: protein binding.
AUGGAGUUACCAGACCUGAGCCCAGAGAUCUGGGUUCUCAUCUUUCAGGUUCUACCCACACAGAACGACCUCGUAAAUGUGUGUCAGGUAUCCAAAUCAUUUCAAUGCCUUGCUACUCCAAUUCUAUACCGAUCCGUCAUUUUUCGCCCCUCGCGCAUCACCGGCCAGAGCUGGCAUCGGCUCCCUGAUGAUGAAGACGUCAAAAGCCAGGAUUUGGUAGAUGACCUGUCGUUCGGCCUCCUUCACCGAUUACUAGACGAUCGUAACAAGUGGCUGAGAGCCUUUGUUCGUGAAUUGGCUCUUGAGCGGAUGGCCGAUGGAUAUAACAAGGAACAAGCCUGGCAGAAACUGGAGCCGCCUCGAGAUCUCCUUGCCAUUCUUGUAGAGAAGCUACCUAAUCUGGAACAUAUUUAG